AAACACACACACGCACAUAUUUAUAGGCACACUCGCAACAACUCAUUUUGCCCAAGUCCCUCAAGAUGUUGCUCCUCUUCUUACUUUCACUCUUCAAUUUCAACCCAUCUCUGAGCCUAAAACUUUGCUCCUUCAAUGUGAGGUCUUUUGGAGAAACUAAAAUAGCCAGACCUGAAGUCGUUGAUGCCGUGGUAAAGAUCAUUUCUCGCUGUGACAUCAUGUUGCUGAUGGAAAUAAAGGACAACAAGAACCGUGUUUGUCCUCUCCUAGUGGAGAAGCUCACCAGUCAGCUGAAGGAGCCAAAGGAUGAAUACAGGUGCAUUGCCAGCCAGAGGCUGGGAAGGAACAGCUACAAGGAGCAGUAUGCCUUCAUCUACAGGCAACAUCUGGUAUCGGUGAAACAAACCUACCAGUACCCUGACACCCAGCCUGGGGAUGAGGAUGUCUUCUCCAGGGAGCCCUUUGUCAUCUGGUUCCAGUCUCCAAAAACUGCUGUCAAUGAGUUUGCUAUAAUCCCUCUGCACACCACACCAGACACUGCAGUGCGGGAGAUUGAUGAGCUCUACGAUGUGUAUUUAGAUGUCAAACAGCGCUGGAAAACCGAGAACUUCAUCUUCAUGGGAGAUUUCAAUGCUGGAUGUAGCUAUGUUCCCCAAAAGCAGUGGAAGAACAUCCGGCUGAGGACUUACUCUGAAUUCAUCUGGCUAAUUGGUGACAAAAAUGACACAACAGUGAAGAGCAGCACAAGCUGCCCAUAUGACAGGAUCGUAGUCAGCGGACAGAAGCUCAUCCAGGCUGUUGUGCCACACUCUGCCAACAUCUUUGAUUUCCAGAAGGACUUUCAGAUGACUGAGGAGCAGGCGCUGGGAGUCAGCGACCAUUUCCCAGUAGAGUUUGAGUUAAAAGCAAAAGGUGGCUUCUUCAACUGGCUGAGAUCAAAGUUUUCAAGGAAGAGGAGGCCAAGGAAGAGCCGCCAAUCAAGAUGAUGAUCAUGCUGAGUCCUCAUCCAUGGCGUGGAAAUACACGAAUGCCAACAGAUCUUGUAGAAGACUGGUGUAAAUAUACUCACAGCAAGCGGAACACCCCCCACCACCCCCAAAUAUUUUGUUAAAGUUCAAAUAUUUUGGGUGAGAAGGCAAAAUAAACCUUCAGGUUAUUUUCUUAUUUUCUGUAUGCAGAAAUAAACCAGCUAGAAGCAGCACACUA
This is a messenger RNA of Chiroxiphia lanceolata (lance-tailed manakin), 1206 nucleotides long. RefSeq names its product deoxyribonuclease 1 like 3 (gene DNASE1L3). The transcript is spliced from 8 exons. Bases 66 to 986 code for a protein of 306 amino acids. Gene Ontology annotation, biological process: apoptotic DNA fragmentation; programmed cell death involved in cell development. Gene Ontology annotation, molecular function: DNA nuclease activity. Gene Ontology annotation, cellular component: nucleus. NCBI's taxonomy places the organism in Eukaryota, Metazoa, Chordata, Aves, Passeriformes, Pipridae. The record is from RefSeq and is a predicted model, not a curated record.